AUGUAAAAUAAUAAAACUCAAUAUGGUGAAGCAUCUUCAUCAAAAUUCCAGUAAAAAUCUUUGAUUCCAAAUAAAUCAACUAGUGUACCAAAAAAAUAUGAUAAACUUAUUCAUAAAACUACUUAAAUUCCAAGAAUAUCAAUAGAGCGUUUGAUUGAAAAAAUGGAUUAAGAUAAUGAUGGAUGGAUUAAAAAAGAAGACAUAUUAAUCUUUAGUUAAAAGCAUUAUUUAUAUUUUGAAGAAGAAGUAUUAUCCUUUUUAUUUUAAGUUAGCCUAAGCAAUGAUAGAUGAAGCAAUUAGUAAAAGAAUCGUAGCAUUCAAAGAUUAAUUAAAAGAACCAAUUAAUAUUGAUGAAAUAUUAGGAGCUGGUAUUUUUAUUUGAAUAUCAAAUAGUAUAACUACAUUAUGUAUUAAAUUAAGAUCAUAUUUGGGUUGAAAAAGCAAGACCAUUUAGAGAUCAUUGGAUUUAAUUGUUAAUAGCAGCAGGUGAAAAAUUACCAACAAAUCAUGAUUUACCACCUGUUAAAAUAAGCAAAGUCCAUGAUAUGCAUGAAAUGGAACCAUUUCCUUUUAAACCCUAAUUAAACUCUUCUUAGUCUUAAAUUAUUCAUACUUAAGAGUUAUAAGAACCUCGAUAAUUUCCAGAACAAUAACCAGAAGCAGGAAUUCUCUUGUAAGAAACUAUUAUGAUUAAACCAAUAAAUAAUGGAAUCAUUAAUGAAUAAGAAAUUGAUAAUCCAUUUGAAAAAGUAGUUAAUUCAAAAUUGUAAUUUUAAUUUAUUAUCAUAAAUAGGACUAGUAAUAAUUAAUAAUAAGAAUAUCCUACUCUGAAAUUCGAUACUUAAGCUUAUUAUAAUGAAGCAGAACGUUUAAGUAAAGAACCAAAAUUAUGUAAAUCCAGUAGAAAUCCUAUAUAUAAAUUUAUGCCUGAAAACUUAAAUUAUAAAGUAGAUAAGACUAAUUCUUAAACACAAUGCUAGGAUAAAAAUUAAACAUAACAAUUUGGUAAAACUGCUACUAAAUAUCUUUCUUAACCUGUGUUAUAAAAAAAACCUUAUCAUGGAUUAUCAGAAACAGGGUUUUAGACAAAUGAUUCAAAGUAUUUUUAACCAAAACAAACGAAAAAAUAAAUCAAUUCAGAUCAAGAAACAGAUAAACCUAUAUUUUUUGCUACUUUUAAACCUGAGGAUGUUUAAACAUUAAAAAAUAAAUUGGCUAAUUAAAAGUAGAGAGAAAAAGAAAAAUUGUAAGAUUUUUACAAUCCUCCCUCAACCCAUAAAUUUAGAGAUGAAGUAUUGGAUAAGAAAAAGCCAUUUUUUAAAGUAAUUUAAUUAAUAAUCACAGACAAGAAUUAAACCUGAUCCAUUAACAAAUCCUCAUAUGAUGUCUGAACAUGAUUAAAGACCACAAUUUGCUAUUGAAGAAGAUGAAAAAAAGUAAAUGAAAGAGGAACAAAAAUAAUAAGAUUAUAUUGAUGAUUGUAUGGGCACACAUAAAUAAACAAAAUUAUGGGUUAAAUAUUUUCCAGCUCCAGAUUUGAAUCAUAAUUUUGUAGAUCACAAAAGACCUAACUUUUUAGAUAAAGGGAAUUAUCAAGAACCAGGUUUAAUUCUGUUUUAAAUUUUAAGAGAAGGGGCAAGUGCUAAAGUAUUUUUUAUUUAUUUAAAAGGAUGAU
Paramecium sonneborni is the source of this 1675-nucleotide messenger RNA. NCBI's taxonomy places the organism in Eukaryota, Ciliophora, Oligohymenophorea, Peniculida, Parameciidae. The record is from the annotation of a GenBank genome assembly.